Molecule: messenger RNA, 1588 nt
Organism: Pseudophryne corroboree (corroboree frog)
Lineage: Eukaryota; Metazoa; Chordata; Amphibia; Anura; Myobatrachidae
Product: zona pellucida sperm-binding protein 3-like
Exons: 8
Coding region: 34-1572 (512 amino acids)
Source: RefSeq, a predicted model, not a curated record
UCCUAGCCUUGUGUUGUUUGUUCUGCAGGUGGAAUGAGGAUGUGUGUGAGGUGGAGGUGGCUGCUGCUGGUGGCUCUGGUUUAUAGUUCAGGAUUUGCUGGUGCUGGGGAGCAUGUCUUGGUUAGGCGCCAGUCAGAGAGUUGGUGGAGCCAUUACCAGUCCUCUGUUCUGGGUGCUCCUAGAAGGUCUCAUGUGGGGGCUGCUCAGCCUGUGUCUGGCCUGGGGUCUUCCAGAUCGGGUGCUCAGCCUGUGUCUGGCCUGGGAUCCCCGAGGUGGGGUGCUCAGCCUGUGUCUGGCCUGGGGUCUUCCAGAUCAGGUGCUUUGCCUGUAUCAGGAUGGGGGUCACCUAUUAGGUUUGGUGGGGAGCCUGCUCAGCCUAGACAGCUGCCACCACCCCAGAGCUCUCCGAUCAGUGUGCAGUGUGGUGAGGACACGUUGGUGGUGACUGUGAUGAGGAACUUCUAUGGAAAUGGAAAUCUGGUGAAAGAUGCAGAGCUGAGCCUUGGAGCUUGCGAGCCUGGCCCUCAAACCACAGAUACCAUGGUGGUGUUUGAGAAUGCAGUGCAAGACUGUGGGAGCAGCUUACAAGUGACUCCACAAUGGCUGAUCUACACAACUAGCCUGGUCUACAGUCCAGUGUCCAGCAAUGCUGUCAUCAUAAGAUCCAACCCUGCUGUGGUUCCCAUCCAAUGCUACUACCCCCGAUAUGGCAAUGUAAGCAGUGAGGCCAUCGAACCAACAUGGGUUCCAUUCAGUACCACUGUGUCGACAGAAGAGAGGCUGUCCUUCUCCUUGCAGCUGAUGAUGGAUGACUGGAGCGCUCUGAGACCUUCCUCUGUGUUUGAGCUGGGGGACAUGUUCUACAUAGAGGCCUCUGUGGACACUCAGAACCAUGCCCCUAUGAUGCUAUUUGUGGAUAGCUGUGUGGCCACGCUGUCUCCUGAUGUCCAGUCCACCCCUAAUUAUGCCAUCAUUGCCUACAAUGGGUGCCUGGUGGAUGGUCGGCAAGAAGAUUCCUCUUCCACCUUCAUAUCCCCAAGGUCCCAGCUAAACCAGCUCCAGUUCAUGGUUGAUGCUUUUCGGUUCACUGGGAUAGAUGUCUCUCUGAUCUAUAUCACCUGUUACCUGAGAGCUGUUGCAGCUUCUCAGACACCAGAUCCAUUGAACAAAGCCUGUUCCUACAGCAAAGCCUCUAGCAGCUGGUCUGCUGUGGAGGGCUCCAGUGGAAUCUGCCAAUGUUGUAACACUGGGAACUGUGUUGCCCCGGCUGGCCAGAGUAGGAGCUCAGGCUCUAGAAGACCAAGAAUGUGGAAGAGAGAAGUUGCUGAUUAUCCUGAGGAACAUGGACUGGCCACACUUGGGCCUCUUCUGGUGAUUGGAGCAGAGUCUAACCCAGCCCCUGAUUCCACCCUUAUCCAGGCUUCCAGAAUGACUGCAGAAUCCAAACCUCUUGAACUAUGGGUGUUGGUAGCCAUUGUGUCUGUCAGUUUAGCUGCUGUAAUUAUUGGUCUUGUGAUGGUUGGGCAUUGUGUCUUGAGGAGAUUGUCUCGCCAAGAAGCUGUAAGCAAAUAAAAGAUGCGUUAAAUAA